CUUAAUUUCACAUCUAGCACGAGAGACGUAUAAUUUCCCUUCCUAUUACUGACGAAUUUUAUUCCUUUCGGAUCAAAUGCACACCGGGACUUGAAAUCUCAUCGCCAUGAAUCCCCCAUCGAAGCAACCGCAGGGACAAACAUCGCUAUUUCAAGUCUAUCUUCGCCUGCGUCCGCCAGUUUCUCAGCAGCAUGGUGCCUCAGGAGAGCGUUACUUGAAUGUUGAGCCUCCUGAGAUUCAUCCUGCAGCUAGUGGAAGCGAGAACGCAUCUGCUGAAGCAGCCGCUCCUACGCAUAUCACGUUGCAACCUCCAAGCGAUUCGAGAAAGCGUGCGGUGGAAAAGUUCGCCUUUACGAAAGUCUUCGAGGAAAAUGCAUCGCAACUGGACCUUUUCAAAGGCGCCGGAAUGGUGUCUCUUAUUAAGGGAGUGCUGCGUGAGGGUAGAGACGGCCUAGUGGCUACUCUGGGAUGCUCAGGAAGUGGGAAGAGUCAUACUAUCCUUGGAUCGAAGACUCAGAGAGGCAUGACCCAGAUGAUGCUCGAUGUCCUUUUUCGAUCUCUAGGUCCCACCAUCCGCAAUGCAGAUGCUCAAGUAGACCCUGUCCUCCUUUCGUCGCUAGCUGCGACCGACGCCUCUGAAGCACAACUCUUUUCCGCAGCGGCCUUCCUUGAAAGCAUAUACGGAGACCCAAACGGUGAACGUGGAAGAAAUUCGAGAGCCCAAACACCCAUGUCCAGAGCUCAGACGCCUAUGACGGAUACGAUAUCUCUAUGCAGCAUUUCUCGUCGUCAUAUGCCACAGCGGCCCAGCGCACUCCCGCAACUGCCUGAUGUCAGCGACCUGGGCAUCGAUAUGGAUCCGAAAUCAGAACAUGUCGUGAUUGUGUCAAUGUACGAAGUCUACAAUGACCGCAUAUUUGACCUGUUAUCUCCCAUGCCCGGUGGACCAAUCACGCGGCUGGGUGCAAACCAGAAAGACAAGAGACGUCCUCUGCUUUUCAAGCCUACCGGAGCGUCUCCCGACCGUAAGGUAGUGGCCGGAUUGCGAAAGAUUGUUUGUAGCACCUACGAAGAGGCCCUCAUGGUCCUUGAAACAGGCCUCACCGAGCGAAGAGUGGCCGGAACUGGGAGUAACAGCGUGAGCUCUCGAAGUCAUGGCUUCUUUUGCUUGGAGGUCAAGAGAAAAAUACGAGGAAAGAGAUACGGUGAAGAAACAUGGGCAGGGAAUACAUUGACCGUCGUGGACUUAGCUGGGUCUGAAAGAGCGAGAGCAGCAAAGACUGCCGGAGCUACUUUGGCAGAGGGUGGCAAGAUCAACGAAAGUCUGAUGUACCUUGGACAAUGUCUGCAGAUGCAGAGUGAUAUCCAGGAGGGUAACAAGACUGCUCUUGUACCUUUCAGACAAUGCAAGCUUACAGAACUCCUGUUUUCUAACUCGUUUCCAUCGAAUAAUGCCACAUCAACUCAGCGGUAUCCCCAGAAGGGUGUCAUGAUCGUGACAGCUGAUCCCAUGGGAGACUUCAAUGCCAUGUCACAAAUUCUCCGGUACUCGGCCUUAGCUAGGGAAGUUGCUGUGCCCCGCGUUCCCUCUGUCGCAAGCACUAUCCUCUCUGGUUCAACAGGCGGUAAAGGGUCCAGUGGAAGGACAAGUCCGCAGUCCAUUUCUAUCGAGGAAUUGGAAAAUGCCGCUCAGGAGAUAGUACGCAUAACGAAUGAAUGCGAGACUCUGGCAGUGAAGCUCGCAGAGGAAGAAAUCGCACGACAAGAAGUUGAAAUGAAGCUGAGGGCCGCUGAAGAGAGAUGCCUCGUGAUCGAGCAGGAUGUGCGUGAAGAAUGCUGGGUAGAGAUGGACGAACGCAUGGAAGAGGAAAGAAGACGGUGGCAGCUCGCAUGGGAUGAACAGGUUGGUCGUCAUGACCAGCAUAUCGAUAAGAAGAUCGAAUUGAUCUCGAGAGAAGUUAAGAUCUACGAAGAUCCAGAACCAUCGAAGGAUGAGAAGAUCGAUGAACUGGAGCGCGAGAACGACAGUCUCCGCGCAAAAAUCGCCGCUUUGGAACGAGAGCUGAUGAACCGCUCUCCAACUCAAUCUCCGAAGAAGUCGAAAUCCAAGAAAAACACCAUACCUAGCACAGAAAGUGCAUCCAGCCACAGCUUGCGAAGCAGCGAUGCUGACAUUGAGAAUGCUCUCCGUGGGCUGGACCAUUUGAAAUUGUCCGAAAAUAGCGCCCCUGUAUCGGCAAAAAAGCCACCGGCCAGGAAGCAAAGAAAGAUGACCACUCGGAAGUGGGAUUUUGCGCCUGAAGACGAGAUAUGAUGUAUCCACCCUGUACCUUUACACACAUUUCCAUGUUUUCGUGUUUCUCGCGUUUGAUGUUUGGUGCUCCUUGAUUACCUCCUCUUUCACUAUUCCCCUGGACAUGCUUGGAUGGAUAAGGCGUUUAUUAUUUCAGUGACAACAUAAUUUGGUAGGAGA
Messenger RNA from Paecilomyces variotii, 2473 nucleotides. Its product is annotated as kinesin family protein. NCBI's taxonomy places the organism in Eukaryota, Fungi, Ascomycota, Eurotiomycetes, Eurotiales, Thermoascaceae. Gene Ontology annotation, cellular component: nucleus; microtubule; kinesin complex. The record is from RefSeq and is a predicted model, not a curated record. The transcript is spliced from 6 exons. The coding region runs from base 107 to 2314 and encodes 735 amino acids. Gene Ontology annotation, molecular function: ATP hydrolysis activity; ATP binding; microtubule binding. Gene Ontology annotation, biological process: microtubule-based movement.